UCUAUGACAUAGGAAACGUCAACUAAAUGUCAUAAAAUCUGAUAACUUUGUGUUGGUUUUAUUUUCAGAGAUUGAGUUAACUGGACUGUUAUGGAGUUUUAUAAUAAUAAGCAAACAAUAUUCCAGUAACUUUCGUAGUGAAGAAGUCAAAAUAAUGGUAUUACCUGGAUAACACUGUGAGAUUUUUUCCUUGAAAAAAAAUAAAAAUCCAAAAUGAGGGAAGAAGAACUGACCUACAUAUUGAAACUCCUUGAUCAACUCACAGGAGAAAUAUAUGAUGAAAUCAUACAGCUUUACUAUGAUAUAGAAGAAUCAAAACCAUGCAAACAGUUUAGUAAUGACGUAAUAGAAUUUUUGAAAGUUAAUUUAAAGAAUAACCCUGUUACUACCACAGCCAUUUUGUCCUACAUACAACAGAAUGCGCUGACAGACGAUGCAAACUUGAACAAAAUACAAGCACUGUAUUUAGAUAUCUUGAAAUAUGAGCUGACUGAGACCAACUCCAUAGACAGACUCAUCUCCUUAAUCUCUCUAGUAAGAUGGAAUGAAGGUUACAUGCCUCAGUUUGUGAACCACAUACUACAGCCUAUAUCUGAAGAACAUUUCAGACAGUUCAGAAAGCAAAUCCUACUGAGUCUCAUACCACAUGAGAAACCAGAACUUUUGUCUGUAACCUCAGACCUUAUGCAAAGAAACGAGCCUCAGAAGGAAUUCAAACUGACACCAGAGUACAUGCUGGAGCUUUGCUACCAGGACAGAACACAUUGGUUGCUGAAGGCUGCCCAGGUGUACAAACAACAGGUGCAUGACAUGAAGAAUGUGACUUUCAAAAUCAAUAACUUUACUAAGCAGAUUUUAAUAAUGGUGCUCAUUGAUCUCACUAACAGUGCCGAAACUUUCGACCUCACCUCCUUAGUACAUCAACUGACCAACAUUUUCUCUAUCCUAGACACUUACACAACUUGUGACGAUCAUCUACAAUUCUACAUUACCGAAGUAAAGAGAGAACUGACAAUCAUAAAGUUUUGUUUAGAGAACAAUUGUAAAAUAAUGACCACUUCUAUAUUUAGUCAAGUGUUGGCACAGAGUGCUCUCGCCGUCAUAUCUCAAGUAUGUAGGCUUUCUAAAGUAGAUAGGUAUAAAGUUUCGAGACUUUUAAAUACAAACAAUGAUUUUAUAGCAGAGUUGAAAACUUUGAAAAAUAAGACAAGUAACAAGAGCCAAGUGAAAUCUAGUUCUAAUUGGGAUGUAAUGACGUAUAACAGUUAUUGCGCUAUUACGAAAAUAAUUGACACAAUAGUCAAUUCUUCUGAAGGAAUAGAGGACUCUCAAAAUACUGUGUCUUCUUUGGAUGAACUCAAACGGCUAGUGCUAUCUAUCCAGCCUCUACAGAGCUGUAUAGAAGUGAUAGAAAACAUUUUCUCCUGUCUCUUCUUGAGGUAUGAAUAUUUUUCUUGUCAUGAGCAUACUCAGGACUACCCUUGCGGUGCUCACUCGGAUUGUUCGUACUUUUACGCAAAGAAACAGACAUCGACCUCGAAGAACAUAAACAGUAGUAAUGCAGGGUUUAUGUGCAACUCGUACACUACUCAGCUAGUGCUGAAUACAUUGAAAUUAUGUUUGGAAACGUUAGAAGAGAAGUUUGAAGUGGAUAACGAGCAGGAGGUGUUUUCGAGGCUGAAAAAGUUGGUAAAGGUGGUGAACCAUUCUAUUUGGAAGCUGCAAUUAGUGUCGACGUUGUCCCCGGACACGAGUCCCUUGCCUUUGAAGCUGUGUUUAGAUUACGUGGAAGUUGACGAGAGCAGCGAGGACGAAGCUCGAGAGAUGGACCUCAAAGUGUUCAGGAAGAAACCAAAGACGAGACGGAAGAAUACUUCAAGCUCCAAACAAGAUGUGGAACAAGUUAUGUUUGCUUCUACUGUUUCGGAUGAAACUUAUCCAUCUAAAAAAGGGAAUGGCAUCGACUUCAUAUCGAUAAUGCUGGCCAAACCGACCAGCCUUGUGGCGCUCGCUCUCUACCAUAACGACUUCUCGAAAGCUAAUCAAAUAUUGGAAAUGUUCGACUUAGCUGACUCCGAAAUAGCUACAGAAGUAACAUUUACGGAGCAACUACGGAACUUAAUAGCAAAGAUUAAAAACAUAAUUUACUAUAGAGAUGACACUCGUUACGCUACCAAAGAACUAUCGGCUUUAUCUGUUGUUUCCACUGAAGUUAUGGGACUCGUGGAAGGUUUCUUGGCGUCGAACAGAGCCCCGAAUUCCUUUGACAUUAUAGAACUAGGUGCAAGACACCCACACUUACAAUUAUACAACCACCAAAAUGCUCCUUUCAUAAAUGCUGUAGAUAUUCUACUGAGUAGCGGACUCAAUAGAGAGAUCACAUACGGACUAAUAAACGUUGUAGAAAGAAAAUUAGCUGAAGUAAGGAACAGCACGGAUAUAGCGGCCGUCAAAAAAACAAAUUACAUACGUUUCGUAGAAGACAUUGCUAGCGUCACCUUUGAGAUUUUUGGGAAUACAGAAAAAUCUUUUAACUUUGUCGACAAUAUCUGUGAGUUGAUAACUGAUUGUAGAAUACCUAUCAAACAUAAAGACUUCUGUAAAUUAAAUCAACUGGCCAAAGAGCUCCGACAGUCCUGUGAGGAUUUAAUUGAUGUAGUCACCCCGAAUGAGACCGUGGAGAUUGACCCGAACUUAUUGCAGAAAUAUCAUCAGAUCUAUAUGAAUGUGGUGGCAGCAUCGGACAAGGAUUUGUGCAAUAUUAGCGAGGUGUCUCGACAAGGAAGCAAGAAGACGCGCAUCCCGUACCUACGGAUGUGUUACAUGUAUUGUAAAACUGUGUCUCAAUUAGAACAGGAAGACAAUCGUUCUGUAGACAGCGGUUCCGAAGUGCCAUACUUCGCUGUCCUCGAACGGCAACUCCAUGACAUUUUCGGUCACAUGAUCAACAACAAAGAAAUCCCAGUCACAAAUCUAGAGCCCAUCUGCAAGAAACUAAAUGUAAAUCUGAUACCGAAACUCAUAUUGAACUUUUGUCCCUCAAUUACGUUGGCUGGACCGCCAAAGGAAGCAUGUGAGGCCAACUUCAACAAUCUACUCCAUGUUGUGUACGAUUUCAAGAAUCCUGAAGAGAACUUGUUCUUGGAUCCUGUUACAAACUUCGCUCCUUUGCCACGUGCUCCAGAUCCACAAUGCCUUACUUACGUAGUGCUACAUAAUUGGGUCCUAGCGCACAUUAUCAAGAAGAUCCAUACAUCCCCAAACGAGAACAGCUUGCAACAAAGUAUGGACGCUCGAACGAAAUGCUUGAACAAUUAUAUGGAGCUGGAGAGAUUCAAUUGCACGAAAGAUUUGUAUGGUAAAAACAAAUACUUGGCGUCCCUCCACACUACCGUUGACUUAGACAAGCUGUUCUUGUUCAUGCCACAAUUAAUUGAAGCCGGAAAGAUUCUAAAAUGUCUGAACUUAAUAGAUUCGCUGGCAGAGCGCCAAUUAAUGUGUAGUGCUAAUUUAUCAAAUUUGAGGGACUUGAUUCUGUUCAAACUGGCUACAAAUCCGAAAAUUCCGAAUAACUGGAAGUAUUGCCAGUAUCUAAAAUGUCCUGAAUUGAAAGUCAACCUUAUUUUGAACAACUUAAGCGUAUGGCCCGCGGAUGGGGCUCUAGAAGUAUUGGACUAUCUGCGGUUCCUUCUUAACCAAGACCUUCUAGAUGAUGGGUUACAUGAGCGAUGUUCUGACUGGAUUAUCAAAAUACCUUUGUAUGAUCAGAUAGCUGCCAUAAUGGGAACAAGUCACUGGUAUUCUAUUUACGAGAAAUCAAUAGAAAACCCGGAGAGCGUUAUCGAAGUUCUCAUGGAUAGUCAACAGUUCAAACUGUGCUUAGAAUGGGCAGAUGCUCACGAAGUGUCAGAGAACAUGAAGAACUUGAUCGUUAUGAAUCUCCUGCGACAAAUGUUCGAAUAUACGAACCAGGCGACGCCAGAGCUUGUUCACCAACUGCUUCUAAGGCUCCCAACAUCACAGGCUAUGGAUCUCAUUCAAGACGAAAUGUCCAAAGUCCGAAACGUAGAAAUACUCCAAGUUUGCGUAGACUUCAUAUCAGAAAACUCAUUCGAUUGGAAGUCUUUCGAAAACAUUAAAAUAGGUCUACAAAUCAUGCUUGAAAUCGAUCCGAAUUGGCGACAUCUGUUCUGGGAUCUAAUCGAGAGCCCUCUACUAAUGAUCGAGCAGUUCUUAAUGAAUGCUAAGUUAGAUGUGCUCGCCACCAUUAUAAACAAGAUCUCGCCGAGUCUGAAGAAGGAUCCGAGUGGCGACAAUCUGUACUACAACAUAAAAUCGAUCGAGAGUUUAGUUAUAUCGAAGAACGCUGUGGAUGCGUUGCUGAGGUUUUAUGCGGAAAAGGCCUUAGACAUGAAGAAUCCGAGGAACGUGUGUCCAGCGCCUCCUAAGCCAUCGGAUGACUCUUUGUUGCAGUCGAUAGAUUCUAUUAACAUUGAGGCUGCAAAUAUGCCGUUUACGAUGCCUGAGCAGGUGCCGAGCAAAGAGCAAUGGACCGAGGACUACGCGACGGAUCGAUGUAUGCUUUGCAGGACUUCGAUGUUUUCUAUGAUCAUUCGGAGACAUCAUUGUAGGCGAUGCGGGAGACUUGUGUGCCACGCUUGUUCUCGCCACAGAAUGCACGUACCAACGUACCCGAGCGGGGUCAAAUUCCGAGUUUGCGAUGACUGUUACACCCAAACGAUGCAUAGGAAGGCUAAUUCCGAACAUGAUAUGAUGUUAAGCAGUAAUUCUGACUCGGCGGGUAGUGGAGUAACGUGCAUGGAUUGGUGCUUGUCCACUAACGCUAACAGGAAUGAUGCCGUUAGGACGGAGUUCGGUUACGAGUUCACGCCUAACGUCACUUUAUGUUUGUCCAUCAUGAAGAUGCAUUCUAUCAAUUUGGAUUAUCCGAGGUUCCUCCUAGAUCGUAGCGAUGAAGUUGCGCGUGAGUUGUCUCGAGGCGGCGACGCUCGCCUACUGGUGCGCGCGCGACGAUCUCUAUUACUCGCCGCUGCAGAACUAUACUCAAGAACUCCACAAGAGUCUGUUGCUGGGGGCGGUAGGCUGGUUGUAGCUGAGACGGGCGCCCUGCACGCGGCGCGCUGCCUGGCGCAUGCGGACGCCAUGGCCACCCUCGUGACGCAUCAAGCUCAACAUCUAGUGCCUCACCAUGGAGCUCAUCCUAGUCAAAUAGUAAGAUCACUAUUAGAAGCAGAGAAAUGGGAGCUAGCAUUAGAAAUAGCAACAAAAUCAGGUUUACCAAGAAACAGCGUGCUCGCGGCGUGGGGCAAAGCGUGUCUCAAGGCAGGCUGCUUCAAGCAAGCCAGAGAGAAGUUUGCGCAUUGCUUCAAAAGUGCAUUGAACGUUUGCGCAGAAGUCACAGAAGAUUGUGAAAUUGGAAAAGAGGCUUCGGAAUCUCAGUUUAUUAAUAGGAGGUUGCAUAGUAUGAGGUACUCUGAGCGGACUAGUUCCAUGUCGAGCGUACAGUCGGACGGACGGCCCCGGGCCAACCCGCCGUUACUCAACGAAAUUAUAUGCAUGCUGGAAGAUAUGAACUAUCCCGUCAACCAACAAUUGCUGAACAAAGCUGAGACUAUUAAGUCAACCAAUGAAAAACUCACAACGAUGAACACAAACAAAAAGAAGAUUCAACUAAGCGAACCAGCUCUAAAUAUUAUGCACACACUGGCCAGUGUAAAGAAGAUCAAGCAAGGUGACUAUAGCGACUUCCAAACUGCGACCGUCCAGCCUAAAAAGAGCUUAGCUCAAGGUCUUCUACGAAGGAACAAUAACCACACUGAACCGAAAAUAGACCAUCAACAUAAAAGGUUGGAUCCAUUCUUUUAUAAGGAAUGCGUUUACUAUUUGACCAAUUAUGGUUCUCAUACUGCAAAUAUAGCUUUUUAUAUGAAACAUAGUAAUUUGAGUGAGGUCAUCAAGUACUGCUAUGACAAUCUGGUCGAUAAGGAAACUUUUACCGAAUCUGUCUACAUGGAUUGCUUGAAGAAAGACAAGGUCAAUGAUCUUUUAAAAGCUAUGUCGGAUAUUGAUAGUACGCUGGAUAUGUGGUCGGAGUACAUUAUGCACAUUUGUCGUACGCUGGAAAUGUCGAAGCGGUUGGAAGCUCUAUACGGCGUACAAUGCGGUAGUGGGCAACAUGCGCGUGCGGCGGCUACAUGCGCGCUACUAUACGCGCGGCCCGCGUCCUCCCCCGCGCGCCUGUACUCCGCCUUACAUGCCAGGCAGCAUCACCUCUCCGCAGCCCUUAGCCAUCUAUCCCACUGUGUUCCUGCACCCACCAAAACGAGCGACUCAAGAUCAUUUCACUUCAACUUGGACAAAGCAACGAUAGAUAAUUUAAUGACAACAAUAACACGGCAGAUGGAGCUAGCAAAAUAUUUGGCGUCGUGCGAAGCAAGCGGUAGACUCACUGAAAAAGUACUAAACGAAGCCAUACCUAUACAGAAUGCUAGAAAGGAGAAUGAGACUAGUGAUGUGCGACCUCUAACGCUUUUCGGCUCAACUACUGAUAAAAUAAGACUUGUAGCUGUUGUACUUGCUAGCGGACCCACUAUCGAAGUUGGCUUCGAGUUGGCUAUUAAGAUUAUAACAGAGCAUAAAUUGGACUCGAUGAACAUCUACAUCCACGUGGCGAAGUUCUUGGUGCAUUCUGACAGGUUUAUGGAAGUUAAGACGCUAGCUAAAUGUGUACGGGCGUCUAAAGAAACUGCAGCUAGUCUUAUGAGUGAUCAGGUUUUGGAGUCGGGUGUGGGUGCUGUGGUGACGCGUUGCGAGUCGCGGGGGCAGCUUUAUGAUGAACAGGCAGAGAUUCUCAUUGCAGACAUACACAGCGUUACUAUAAAGAUAUCCUGUUACUUGGUAUGUCGCAAUGUCAGUAGCGCUUACAUUCUCGCCGCACGCAACGAUCGCACGAACGAUCUACGCAGAGUGUUACAGGAAGCAGAGAGGCUUGGCAAUGACCAAGUCAGAAAUGCAUGUCUCAAAAGACUUACUUCUAAGAAUGUAGUAUGAAUUACACAUUUUCCUUGACCAUUGGUUAUGUCUUAAAUAUUUUGACGGCUCUGAAAAUAUUGAACAGAGCAAUUAGGCUUUUUGUUAACUUUUGAACUGUGUAUGACAAAAAAAGUUUGUAGCUUUUUUAGCGCUAUUGCAAAUGAUGUAUAGUGCAUGUGCUUUGGAACAAUCUGAUCCUCUUUUGACAAGAAAAUCGCUAAAAAACACAUUUCUAACACAAAAUGACGUAUUUCGAAAAUGACCUUUUUUUGACUAUGAACAUGAUUUAUUUUAACUAAGUUGUUUGGAAAUAGAAUUUCUAAAGUGUGUUUAAAAUAAAAUUGAUUACUAAAUUCUCAAUUUAAUGUGUAAAUUACUACAUAGUAGGGUAUAAAAUCAGGUGCUUAUAUAGGUAUUUAAAAAGGAGCCAUAUAAUGUAGCAUUUUAUGUAUGGGAAACAAGUUAUCACUAGGCUUUGGAUUAUAAUGGCUUUUUAUGUGAUACUGGUUGAUAAAACAUAUAAUAGAUUGUUAGCUUUUGACAGUGAUAAUAAUAAUUAAAAAAGGUUCAGUAAAAAAGAAAAUAUAUUUAUUGGUUUACUCAUAUAACUUAGUGCAAUACCUGUCCAAUCUGAUGUGUUCAAAUGUGAUACUGUUUUGACAAUGUAUGUAUAUUAAUUUCUAAAGUAAUCAAUUUCAUUAUAAAUAAUUUAUUUUUAUGGCAUCCAAUAAUUUCAAAACCAGUAUUAUUUCCUGAUGGUGUUCAUUAUAUUGCAUGGAUCAAUCGCAAAAAAAUAUAUAAUUUAUUUCUAUUUUAAUAAAUAAAGUGACAUGACUAUGAGUGAAUUGUCAUUAUGUUAAAAAUUCUAAUAUUUUUAUUGUAUUACCUAUAGAAUGUAUUGGUCUCAUAUUGUGAUAUCAUAGUAAUUUUUAACUCAUAAUCUUCAAAUCAUUUUAAUAAAGAUUUUUAUAAAUAUUGAUAGUGUUUUUUUUAUGAAUAAAAAUGAUAAGCAUCACUGAUAAAACUUUAUUGGGAGAAUGUAACAAAAAAUAUUGUUAUAAAAAUCAGGUGCAUUGGACAGAUGGUCAAUGACUUAACUGUGUCAGCAUCUCUAGCUAGAGCAGACAAGACUCCAACUCUUCAUAUCUCACAGAGAGAAGAGCACACUUCAAUGGACCUCGUCCUACAAGCUAGGACAUCACGGUGGUAUGUAAAAUUCACAUUUUGUUCAUAACACUACAUUGCGCACUUCAUUAUCAGUCUUGACACAUUGUCUUCACAUAGCAAGGUUACUGUGUAGCCAUUGCCUUUUUCUUGGGUUUUUUCAAACGUUUUAACCCAUUUACACUUGUCUUCAGUAAAUUGGAAUAUGCAGUACUGAAUGUCUCCACAUCACGUUGCUCCACAACUGUUGAGAUUUUUUUACUUUUUGACUGUGCUCGUACUAAACAUUUGUACUCUGGGUUAAUCACUACUGGCUUGCCAUCACGAGGCUCUGGUUUUGUACGACCGUCAUAUCGUUUCAUUGUCAUUGUAACUGAUCCCGCUGUACGCGCUUUUUGAAAUAAUUUUGUAAGCUCUGCUAAAAACUGCAACAUUACCCAAUAAAACCAUGUUUAUAGCUGUUAUAACGUAGAUGUAGUAAUUAUUAAGUGUUUUUAACCUUUUAUCUACGGCUCGAAUUGCACAUUUUACGAAUAAAUUAAUUGAAUCAAUCCAAUAUCACUAGUGUAAAACUCAGACUUCAGGACACGUUGACAAGACAGUUUUGACAUUUGGCAGAAAUGUUACCAGUUAACAGUACUAUUAUUGCCA
Molecule: messenger RNA, 8868 nt
Organism: Spodoptera exigua (beet armyworm)
Lineage: Eukaryota; Metazoa; Arthropoda; Insecta; Lepidoptera; Noctuidae
Source: the annotation of a GenBank genome assembly